Molecule: messenger RNA, 441 nt
Organism: Prorocentrum cordatum
Lineage: Eukaryota; Dinophyceae; Prorocentrales; Prorocentraceae
Source: the annotation of a GenBank genome assembly
AUGGGCACCUGGACGGCCAUCAGCUUCUCCCCCGCGCAGCAGGAGCAGUUCGGCGUCAACGAGUCCGGCGAGGUGCAGGACCAGGCCAAGUUCGACGCCGCCAUCGCCGCCCUGAAGGCGCCGGCGGCAGCCGCCGCCGCGCCAGCGGGGCUCCCGAAGCUGGCCGUGGCCGAGGCGGAGGCGCUGAGGGCCCUGAGGGAUCCCAUCAUCAUCGACGCCCGGGACCAGGACGAGGAGCACCCGACGACCACGGAGGAGUACCAGAAGAAGCUCCUCGACGCCGGCGUCCUGCCAGACGACAAGGGCGCCGCCAUCAUCACGCACUGCGGCAACGGCGGCCGGGGGGGCAGGGCGGCAGCGGUGCUGCGGGAGCUGGGGUACCCCAACGCCCACAACGGGGGCAGCCCGGACAACAUCCGCAAGGCCCGCGCCGCGUCGUGA